Penicillium taxi is the source of this 1998-nucleotide messenger RNA. It is a transcript of the gene flbA, whose product is annotated as developmental regulator FlbA. The coding region runs from base 1 to 1998 and encodes 665 amino acids. The record is from RefSeq and is a predicted model, not a curated record. NCBI's taxonomy places the organism in Eukaryota, Fungi, Ascomycota, Eurotiomycetes, Eurotiales, Aspergillaceae. The transcript has 4 exons. Gene Ontology annotation, biological process: intracellular signal transduction.
AUGCCAACCCUACCUUCCGUGAACCACGACCGGGAAUUCUCUCUUCCUCUUUCAGUUCCUGAUUCUAUUCCUCCUGUUCCUGCCAUCUCCCCGACUAAUCAACCCUCCCCUUUCAACUCUUCCACUUUCACUAGAUCUGUCGUCGGUUCUAUCUCCCGCCGCAAUCGACGUUCUUUAGCCACCUUUGCGCAUAAGACUACAAGUGCUCUGGCCGGUCUGUCAAUCGGUCAACCUUCUUCUUUGCGCGCUUCUCCUUUUGCUACAAGUCUUUACAAGCAUUCCCCCUUGACCCCUCCACUAUUAGACAGUGAUUCUUGCGAGCCAUUGUCUGACUUCUCUUGUCCAAUCUCACCGGACUUUGCCGAUACCUUGACUAUUCAAAAUCGUCGCUCAUUUUUGCAGCGCCCAAUUACUCCUCCUCAAGAAUACCGUUCUGUCCCGUCGGGAACAGCGCAACUCGCGCCCAAAAUGCACCAAACAUCAUCUCGGUUGUUGCGCAUGACCGAAGAUGAGCGCCCCUUUACCAAGGAUUUCAUGGACUUGUUCUCCACUCUGAUGGUUAGCUUGAAGUUGGACUCGCAUCGUGUUCGUUUCACUCGAUAUGACCACACCUUUACUUCCGAGGAGGCAAUCAACAACUUGGGAUCCCUCAAGUUCUCCCAAUCGAACCGAAUGCCCGACCCGAAGGAUCCGUCACGUAUUGUCACCACCACUACAACCACCACCUUCUCCAUGGCCAAGGAAAUGGCACGUUCAGUCUGCCAACGUUUUGUCGAUGCUCGCUUCAUCGAAGCGGUUGAUGGCAGACCGUUGGCAAUUUUCCCCCUCAAGGGAGCUCUUUUCCAAUUGACACCGAAGGGAAUCAACAUUCUGCAGCGUUUCUGCCAGCGGAAUGGAAUUACUGCCCGUCACGUGAUGGACGUACUGGAGUCCCCCCGCAACACAAUGCAAUUAGUGAACCUGGAACGGGAUACCGAUUCUGACAAGCUGUCCCAUGACCGAGCCACGAUCGAAGUGAUUUUCCGCCGCUUUGCUGGACAGGAUGGCCCCAACAUUAAGAGCAGCAUUUCGACCUCCGAUUCUGAUUCGCUAAGCGACUACUCUAAUGGUUUGGUGGGUGUGAAGAUGGCUCGGGAACGGAAAUUGCUAGAUGGCAAGGUCUACAACAACACCUUUACUGGAAAGGGAGCCGUGGAUUGGUUGAUGGAUUGUUCGACCACCAUUGAGCGCCGAGAGACUUGCUUGAUUGCCGAGCUGUUCCUCAAGUACGGCCUAAUCACCAUGAUUCAAGACGAUAAGGCAUUCCCCGACUCGAAUGCUUUGUUCCAACCGUCCAAGUACUCCAUCUAUUGUAUUACCGAUCGAGGCCAGCGUGUAUGUGGAUGGAUUGCCCGUGAUAACAAGAACCGUGUGGAGAGCACCGCCUACGACAGCCGCGGCAUGCCUCGCGAUUCCAACAAUGCUCGCUUGACACACAUCCUGCAAGACCCCGCUCUUCGUUUAUUGUUCCGUGAAUUCCUCCGGUACUCCCUCUGCGAAGAGAACUUGUCCUUCUACUUGGACGUCUCUGAAUUUACUUCCAGCUACCACAAGGCGGAGAAGACCGGUACAUUCACCAAAGUCGACUCGGUCCGGGAAACCUUGGCUGCUGCCUACGGCUUGUACAACGCGUUUCUGGCCCCUGGAUCUCCUUGUGAGCUAAACAUUGAUCACGCCCUGCGCAACAGCCUGGCUAGUCGCAUGACCAAGGCUGUCGGUGACGAUGAUUCGAUGUUUAAGAGCCUUCAGGAGGUCGUACAUCUGUUUGAACUGGCUCAAACAUCAGUUUUCAAGUUGAUGUCUAGUGACUCUGUCCCGAAGUUUCUUCGUGACCCUAAGUACUCUGUUGUUCUGCAAGAACACGAUGUUGAUAUUUUUGGAGGCCCUCGUUCGUACUCACCGACCCCUGCAGGCAGCGGCCCAGAACGUACUAUGAGCCGUUCAGCCCGCAGCACAUGA